CCUGCGUUCGAGUAGCCCGAGGCCUCGCGCGGCAGCUCCAGGUUCCUCUGAGUUUCUGUGGGGUACAGUGAGUUGCAGAGUCUCCAAUGUGGAUCACUACAUGGCGAUCAUUGUAAAAUUGUGAGCACAUUGCCAGGAAUUCUACACAAGCUUCUCAAAACUGAUUGGUUUAAUAAAAGUACAGCCUCAUAGUGAGGCAAAGGCUUGAUGAUGGAGAAUGGACAGGGCACAGGGGGAAAGCUUGGAUUGCCGCCUCUUACUCCAGAGCAGCAGGAAGCGCUACAGAGGGCUAAGAAAUAUGCCAUGGAACAGAGCAUAAAGAGUGUUUUAGUAAAACAGACCAUUGCCCACCAGCAGCAGCAGCUCACAAAUUUGCAGAUGGCAGCAGUGACAAUGGGCUUUGGAGAUCCUCUCUCAUCUUUACAAUCGGUGGCAGCGCAGAGGCAGCGAGCUCUGGCCAUCAUGUGCCGUGUAUAUGUGGGUUCCAUUUAUUACGAGCUGGGGGAGGACACCAUCCGGCAGGCCUUUGCACCCUUUGGGCCCAUAAAGAGCAUCGAUAUGUCUUGGGACUCAGUCACCAUGAAGCACAAGGGCUUUGCCUUUGUGGAGUAUGAGAUUCCUGAAGCAGCUCAGCUGGCCUUGGAGCAGAUGAACUCAGUCAUGCUGGGUGGGAGAAACAUUAAGGUGGGGCGACCAAGUAACAUCGGACAGGCACAGCCCAUCAUCGACCAACUGGCAGAGGAGGCACGUGCCUACAACCGAAUCUAUGUAGCCUCAGUCCAUCCAGAUCUGUCAGAUGAAGACAUCAAGAGCGUCUUUGAGGCCUUCGGAAGGAUUAAAAGUUGUAUGCUGGCACGAGAACCCACCACAGGAAAACACAAGGGCUUCGGAUUUGUUGAAUAUGAAAAGCCUCAGUCAUCGCUGGAUGCCGUCUCAUCUAUGAACCUGUUUGACCUUGGAGGUCAAUACCUUAGAGUGGGGAAGGCUGUUACCCCUCCCAUGCCUCUGUUGAUGCCUACAACCCCUGGAGGGCUACCCGCUGCUGCAGCUGUGGCUGCUGCUGCGGCAACCGCCAAGAUCACUGCCCAGGAGGCUGUUGCUGGAGUGACAGUGCUGGGUUCUCUGGCCUCACCAGCACACAUUCUCAGUCAGCAGAUGGGGCUCCCACAUGCUGUAUUGGCUGCCCAGGCCCCCGGCAUCAUCACAGGUGUGACACCUGCUCGACCUACUCUUCCUGUAGUCCCCCAAGUUUGUUUGGUUAACCCAGUACUGGCAUCUCCGCCAGUCACAACACCUGUUUCUAUCGGAACACCAACAUCUGCAAUGCAAAUACAUACUGAAGUGAAGAGAGAGGAAGACAAAAGGCUUACUGAAGGAGAUCGGAGUCGGCCAGUUGGAAAUGGGCAGGAUAGUGAACUGGAGCAGCUAAGUGGAAGUGGAGGAAAACAAACGGUCAUGCAGUCAAAGUCAACGGUUAUGGUGCUACGCAACAUGGUGGGCCCAGAGGACAUCGACGAUGACCUUGAAGGGGAAGUGAUGGAGGAAUGUGGGAAGUAUGGUGCAGUUAAUCGGGUAAUCAUAUACCAGGAGCGACAGGGUGAGGACGACGAUUCUGAGAUCAUAGUAAAGAUCUUUGUGGAGUUCUCCGAUGCUGAGGAAAUGAACAAGGCUAUCCAGGCCCUCAAUAACCGCUGGUUUGCAGGUCGCAAGGUUGUUGCCGAGUUGUACGAUCAAGCGCGUUUUAAUAAUAGUGACCUCUCUGCGUAAGACUGUCCCAAAGUGGCAUCUGGCCCCAUCUCUUGGCGCUCAAACUCGCACAGCUUUCAUCACUGCUGUUAGAGAUUCGGGCCUCUUUGAAACUUGUAAUUAUUUUUUUAUUGAUGUUGAUCGUAAUAAUAUUAUCAGAAAAAUCCUAAUUGAGGGAUUUAGUGUAGGACAAAAAUAUCCUUCUCGUGCAUUUUCUUUGUCACCUACUGUGAAAGGCUUUUCAUUUUUUAACAGUCAUUUUUUUUGCAGGGGUUUUUUUUUUUUUUUUUUAAGAAAAGAUGCAAUUUUCCUCCAUUCCCACCCAUACUUUUUUUUUUUUUUUUUUUUUUUUUUUAAUACAAAUACCAACUUUUUCUCCACAGACUUCAGUCUUCAGAUUCUAAACAUUAUGUUGGUGACAUUGGUUCUGGCUUAACAAAAACAAUAAAUUUC
Molecule: messenger RNA, 2199 nt
Organism: Xyrauchen texanus (razorback sucker)
Lineage: Eukaryota; Metazoa; Chordata; Actinopteri; Cypriniformes; Catostomidae
Product: poly(U)-binding-splicing factor PUF60-B-like
Exons: 12
Coding region: 208-1767 (519 amino acids)
Biological process (GO): regulation of alternative mRNA splicing, via spliceosome; alternative mRNA splicing, via spliceosome; mRNA splice site recognition
Cellular component (GO): catalytic step 2 spliceosome; precatalytic spliceosome
Molecular function (GO): RNA binding
Source: RefSeq, a predicted model, not a curated record